Molecule: messenger RNA, 3373 nt
Organism: Lagopus muta (rock ptarmigan)
Lineage: Eukaryota; Metazoa; Chordata; Aves; Galliformes; Phasianidae
Gene: AACS
Product: acetoacetyl-CoA synthetase
Exons: 18
Coding region: 477-2480 (667 amino acids)
Biological process (GO): lipid metabolic process; positive regulation of insulin secretion
Cellular component (GO): cytosol
Molecular function (GO): acetoacetate-CoA ligase activity
Source: RefSeq, a predicted model, not a curated record
GCGGCCACGCGCAGGGCACGGGGACAGCGACCGCUCUUCUCCCCGCCCCGGGCUGCGACCGAGCGCUUCACACCUGGGUGACCCCAGCGCCGAGCCGGAGGGCACGGGGCCGCGCGAUUGCCUCAAUCCCGUGUUUUCCCAGGCCUGCCAGAUUUACUUGGCAGCGCGUUACACGCCGCUGUCCCGCUCUGGGCUACGUCUGCCAGUUCACGGCUAUCAAGAGACGAGAAGCAGCCGAGCUGCCGCGCCGAGCCCGCGGACGGCCGGCGGUGCAGUGGAAGGACACGCUCUGACGGGCGGGGCGCACUCCUUCGCCUCCGCGGAAGGUUACCGCGACGGGCGGUGAAGCGACCCUUAAAGCGCAGCGCCCCGCACGGGGCCGCGCAGUGCGCGCUGAGAGCCGCGGCGGGAGUGGUGUGUGCGGCGGCUCUGUGAGAGCGGUGACGGUUCUUCGCGUGCCUCCGUUCUGCGCCGCCAUGUCCCGCGAGCCUGAGAUCAUGGAGUCGCAAGUGAUGUGGGAGCCCAACAGCAAGCGGAACACCCACAUGGAUCGGUUCCGCGCCGCCGUGGCUGGCAGCUGCGGGCUCCGCCUGGCCAACUACAACGACUUGUACCAGUGGUCAGUGGAAUCCUUUGCGGACUUCUGGGCAGAAUUCUGGAAGUACAGUAACAUCGUGUGCUCUCGCCUGUACGAUGAGGUGGUUGACACGUCCAAAAGUAUUGCAGAUGUCCCAGAGUGGUUUAAAGGAAGCCGCCUGAACUAUGCAGAAAAUCUUCUGAAGCACAAGGACAAUGACAAAAUUGCACUGUAUGCAGCAAAGGAAGGCAAGGAAGAAAUCUUGAAAGUGACUUUCGAAGAACUGAGACAAGCCGUAGCCCUGUAUGCUGCAGCCAUGAGAAAGAUGGGAGUAAAAAUAGGAGACAGAGUUGUGGGUUACUUACCAAACAGCAUUCAUGCAGUAGAGGCGAUGCUGGCUGCGGCGAGUAUUGGUGCUAUCUGGAGUUCAACAUCACCAGACUUUGGCAUUAACGGUGUGCUGGACAGAUUUUCUCAAAUUCAGCCUAAGCUCAUCUUCUCUGUUGAAGCUGUUGUGUAUAAUGGCAAAGAACAUAACCACUUGGAAAAGCUGCUUAGUGUGGUAAAAGGGCUUCCAGAUUUAAAAAAAGUGGUGGUGAUCCCUUAUGUCUCCUCAAGAGAAACUAUAGAUAUCUCUAAGAUUCCAAACAGUGUCUUUUUAGAAGAUUUCCUUGCUACUGGGAAAGGAGACCAGGCACCCCAGCUGGAAUUUGAACAGCUGCCUUUCAGUCAUCCUCUCUUUAUCAUGUAUUCAUCAGGCACAACUGGGGCACCAAAAUGCAUGGUGCAUUCAGCAGGGGGUACAUUAAUACAGCACCUGAAGGAACACAUUCUUCAUGGCAACAUGACCAGCAGUGACAUCAUUAUGUACUACACAACGACUGGCUGGAUGAUGUGGAACUGGUUGGUGACGGCGCUUGCUACUGGAGCUUCAGUGGUUUUGUAUGAUGGCUCUCCUCUAGUCCCAUCACCAAAUGUGCUCUGGGACUUGAUUGACCGACUAGGGAUCACCAUCCUUGGAACGGGUGCCAAGUGGCUUGCUGUGCUAGAAGAGAAAAACUUAAAACCAUGUGAAACACACAACCUCCAAACGCUCCAUACUAUACUGUCUACAGGAUCGCCUCUCAAAUCUCAAAGCUAUGAGUAUGUCUACAAGCACAUAAAGAGCAGUGUCCUCCUGGGAUCCAUUUCAGGUGGGACAGAUAUAAUUUCAUGUUUCAUGGGUCAGAAUGUUACGAUUCCAGUUUACAAAGGAGAAAUUCAGGCCAGAAAUCUUGGGAUGGCUGUGGAAGCAUGGAAUGAUGAAGGAAAACCAGUUUGGGGUGAGAGUGGAGAGCUGGUUUGUACCAAGCCCAUUCCCUGUCAGCCUACACACUUCUGGAAUGAUGAGAAUGGAAGCAAAUACAGGAAGGCUUAUUUUUCAAAAUUCCCAGGUGUUUGGGCCCAUGGUGAUUAUUGCAAAAUUAAUCCCAAGACAGGAGGAAUUGUCAUGCUUGGGCGCAGUGAUGGUACAUUAAAUCCAAAUGGAGUAAGAUUCGGAAGUUCUGAAAUCUAUAAUAUAGUUGAGGCCUUUGAGGAGGUUUCUGACAGCCUCUGUGUCCCUCAGUACAACAAGGAUGGGGAGGAAAGGGUGAUACUCUUCUUGAAGAUGGCUUCAGACCAUGCGUUCAGCGAGGACCUGGUGAAAAGAAUUCGAGAUGCAAUCCGUGUAGCACUUUCUGCCAGGCAUGUUCCAAGCCUCAUUCUAGAAACCAAAGGCAUUCCGUAUACGAUCAAUGGGAAGAAAGUGGAAGUGGCCGUGAAGCAAAUAAUUGCGGGGAAAGAAGUAGAGCAGCGGGGAGCUUUCUCAAACCCAGAGACUUUGGACCUCUACCAAAAUAUUCCUGAGCUUCAGAAUUUCUGAAGCCACGUGUUUGUGGUUGUUGGUUUGGGGUUUUUUUUUUGCGUCUGUCUUUGUUCUGUGUUUGUUUUGUAUAUACCAAUGCUGUAUGUAAAGAAAAAGCUCUAUUUAAUACCAGUGGUUCUUUUAGAAGAAAAAGAAAUAUCUUGUAAAGUGCAUUCUGAAAGGCUCGGGUGAAGCUUAGCUCCCUUUUAUUGCUUCAGUAUGCCAUACGUCCAGCCUGGAAGGAGGAACCUGCCUGUGCUGAUUUUUGUAUCUAUGCCGAAUGCGUUGUUUCUGGUUUAGACUCCCCUCAGCAGCCCAUCAGAUGGGAGCACCAUUAGCAGAUGUUACAGUUGAUAAUAGAAUAUUUCUUUCACAAAAUGUUCACGUUUUUAAAAAAAAAAAAAGGAAACUGGAUUUUUAACGUUUUUCUUUUUCAAUGCAUUUUAGAGCCACCUGCAAGGAAGGUGCAGCAGUUGUAACUACUUGUCUGUGAAACACAGAGGCAUCCUACGCGUGCGUUUGCAUGUUUUUAUAAAGCCAAAUCAUAAUGCACUGAAUCUAUCUGACUUGACUCAGAAUAAUUCCAGGCCCCAAACAGCUGGUGGUACUUCUGAAGGCAACUGCUGCUCCCUUUUGUGAUGGAGCCCUCCUGUUGUUUCAAGCUCUUCAUCCAUAGACUUCAGGGGAUUGCAGAGGUGGAGGAGCAAUCGCUGCUGUAUUGCUGGCGUAGCUCUGGGGUCUGUCUGUGGAAAUGAUUGUAAUUACUCUGAGUUUAACAUCACUGUAGUUGGAGGCAGCGUUUGCCUCCUUGUUUUGAAGUUCUUUACUGGCAGCAAUCCACCGUUACGUUAGCUGAAGGAUUCCAGUGUGUCCAUUUAUUGAAAGCUGAUGAUUUUGUAACACUUUUUUUU